Molecule: messenger RNA, 492 nt
Organism: Protopolystoma xenopodis
Lineage: Eukaryota; Metazoa; Platyhelminthes; Monogenea; Polystomatidea; Polystomatidae
Source: the annotation of a GenBank genome assembly
AUGGAGCGAUGUUCAGCUCUUCUCAAAUCUGGUACUCGCCUUGACAAAUCUAUUCGCCUUGGUCUACGUUGGAUGUUGGCCUACAUAUCAUUCGAGUUGCCUAACCUGCAACGGCGCAUUGAAGAAGAUGUUGCGGAACAAAUGCAAAUUGAAGCACGUGAACGUGAAAGUCGCCGUGAGCGUGUAAGACGGUUGCGUGAAGAACGUGAGCGGCUAACAAGCCAUGUUCUAGUAGAUCCAGAUUCUACGGUAAUAGGUACUGGCGAUGGUGAAGAAAUAAAAAAUGAGGAGCCAAAAGCCAAAGAAAAAGAAAUCAAAAUAGGAGAGAAGGAUACAGUAAUUGUUGAGGGAUCAACUGAUGGGUUCAAUAACACGUCAACUAACAUAGAUGAUCCGAAAAAUAACCACGCGCCUACACCCAAUGUUUACUUGAGCAGUAUUAGCGAGGGCGGAUCGAUUGAGGUUUAUUUAAAUAUCUAUUUAAUAUUUUAA